UUUCCUAUACGGAUCCAUUGCCAGUGUCUUUGCACAGUUAUAGGACGCCCCAUCUGGCUUCGCCUUCUCUGCCCGGGAUUAGUAAACAAUUACGAAUCCCGCAAAAACGGUAUCCGGGUGGAUGAGAGACUGUCUAGCGGGCCGGUUAGCACCCAAAAGACCUCAACAGGCACUUUGUCCCCGAGGACAGAAGCGACAGAAGUCAGCAAGCAGCCAUGGCUCUGAAGAUUGUUAAAGGGAGCAUCGAUCGGAUGUUCGAUAAAAACCUUCAAGAUUUAGUACGUGGAAUUAGGAAUCACAAGGAAGAUGAGGCUAAGUACAUCUCCACCUGCAUUGAUGAGAUCAAGCAGGAGCUCAAGCAGGACAACAUUGCUGUCAAGGCCAAUGCUGUGUGCAAGCUCACCUACUUACAAAUGCUGGGCUAUGACGUCAGCUGGGCUGCAUUCAACAUCGUGGAAGUCAUGAGCUCCUCCAAAUUCACAUACAAGAGAAUUGGUUACCUGGCAGCCUCCCAGUGCUUUCAUGAGAGCACUGAUGUCAUCAUGCUGACAACCAAUCAGAUCCGAAAGGAUCUGAGCAGUCCUAACCAGUAUGACACUGGUGUGGCUCUCACUGGUCUCUCCUGCUUCGUGACCCCUGACCUGGCUCGGGACCUGGCCAAUGACAUCAUGACUCUGAUGUCCCACACAAAGCCGUACAUCAGGAAGAAGGCAGUCCUGAUCAUGUACAAGGUGUUCCUGAAGUAUCCAGAGUCUCUGCGCCCUGCUUUCCCCAGGCUGAAGGAGAAACUGGAAGACCCUGACCCUGGGGUCCAGUCAGCGGCUGUUAAUGUCAUCUGUGAGCUGGCCAGGAGAAACCCUAAGAACUACCUGUCUCUGGCUCCGCUCUUCUUCAAGCUCAUGACCUCCUCCACCAACAACUGGGUCCUGAUCAAGAUUAUCAAGCUGUUUGGUGCCCUCACACCCCUGGAGCCUCGCUUGGGGAAGAAGCUGAUUGAGCCCCUAACAAACCUCAUCCACAGUACCUCUGCUAUGUCACUUCUAUAUGAAUGUGUCAACACUGUAAUAGCAGUGUUGAUUUCCCUGUCCUCUGGGAUGCCAAAUCACAGUGCUAGUAUUCAGCUCUGUGUUCAGAAACUGCGAAUCCUGAUUGAAGACUCGGACCAGAACUUGAAGUACCUGGGCCUGCUGGCCAUGUCCAAGAUACUGAAGACUCAUCCCAAGUCUGUCCAGUCCCACAAGGACCUCAUCUUGCAGUGUCUGGACGACAAGGACGAGUCCAUCCGCCUGAGGGCUCUAGACCUGCUCUACGGCAUGGUAUCCAAGAAGAACUUGAUGGAGAUAGUGAAGAAGCUGAUGCUGCACGUGGACAAGGCUGAGGGAACCACUUACCGAGAUGAGCUGCUCACCAAGAUCAUCGACAUCUGCAGCCAGAGCAAUUACCAGUACAUCACUAACUUUGAAUGGUACAUCAGUAUCCUGGUGGAGCUGACCCGUCUGGAGGGCACGCGGCACGGCCACCUCAUCGCCUCCCAGAUGCUGGACGUGGCCAUUCGGGUCAAGGCCAUCCGAGCCUUUGCUGUGGCCCAAAUGGCUACUCUGCUGGACAACGCCCACCUGCUUACCGGCAACACACAGCGCAACGGCAUCUGUGAGGUGCUCUAUGCUGCCGCCUGGAUCUGUGGAGAGUUCUCAGAACACCUGGAGGAUCCCAUGGCGACCCUGGAGGCCAUGCUGCGGCCCAAGGUGGCCACCCUGCCGGGCCACAUCCAGGCCGUGUACGUGCAGAACGCUGCCAAGCUGUUUGCCACGGUGCUGCGCGGCCAGGAGGGGGUGCCAGCGGACAGCACGGUGGCCCAGGAGACCAGCCAGCUGCUCAUCGACAGGCUGCCUCUGUUUGUCCAGAGUUCCAACCUGGAGGUGCAAGAGAGGGCUUCAUGCAUCUUGCAGUUGGUGAAGUAUAUCCAGAAGCUGCAGCAGAAGGACGUGGAGGUGGCUGAGGAGGUGACGGCUCUGUUUGCUGGGGAGCUCAACCCUGUGGCCCCCAAGGCACAGAAGAAAGUGCCUGUUCCUGAAGGUCUGGACCUGGAUGCGUGGAUCAACGAGCCUCCGUCUGGGAGUGAGUCUGAAGAUGAGGGCAGGAAGUCCAAGGGCAAAGCUGUGUUUGCCAAGGAGGAGUCCAGACACACCAAGCCACGCUACACUGAGGUGGACGAGAAGGAACUGGCCAAGAGGAGAGAGGUAAGGAAGGCAGAGCAGGCCAACAACCCCUUCUACAUCAAGGCCUCCCCCUCCUCUCAGAAGGUGUACCAGGAUGGUGUUGGUGUGGAACACAUUCCAGUGGUGCAGAUUGACCUCAGUGUGCCUCUUAAGGUCCCAGGGAUGCCAAUGUCAGAUCAGUAUGUGAAGCUGGAAGAGGAGCGUCGGGAGAAAAACAAGGCAGACAAGAAGAAGAAGGACAAGAAGCAGAGGAGGGAGAAGGGCGAGAAGGGCCGCCGGAGGAGGGGGGACUCUGGCCCAGAGAGCGAGGAGGACAUCACCCCUGCACACAUGGUGGACAUCGUCACUGAGGAGAUGCCAGAGAAUGCCUUACCCAGUGAUGACGACGACAAAGAUCCCAACGAUCCCCACAAAGCUCUGAACAUCGACCUGGACAAUUUGCUGGCAGCAUCUCGCAGGCCCCUGGCAGACAGCGAGAAGAAGCUGCCGGUCAGGUCACACCGUCCCGACGAGGUCCUCAAGAGCCCCAUGGAGGACGGGCAGGGGGUGGAGGUUGCUCCAGAGCCCAAGAAGAAGACCGGAAAGGAGAAGAAGGAGAAGAAGAAGACAAAGGAUAAGGACAGGAAGAAGAGUAAAGAGGAGAAGAAGAAGAAAAAACACAAACAAGAGGAAGGGGAGGAUCUUAUGGGCGCUGGGUCAGAGGAGCCUAUCCAACCAGAAGAGACCAAGGGGGUGGCAGCCCCGCCUCCUGCCUCCACACCAGAGGCUUCGGAUCUGGAUUUCUGGCUCUCAAAUGCUCCAGUGCCCUCUAACCCUCAGGCAGCAGCAGAAGCAGAGGAUCCCACUAAGAUGGUAUCUGGUGUGGCUGCCGUGGCACCAGACUCUGAGCCUGAAGAGGCCAAAGACACUGAGCCGGAGGAGACUAAGUCCUCCAAGCACAAGAAGAAGAAGAAGCAGAAAAAGGAGGAGAAGAAAAAGAAGCACCAUCAUCAUCAUAAUCAUAGCGAUGGGGCCGGAGACGAGUCUGUGCAGAACGGCACUGUGGAGGAGGAGGAGCCUCUGCCGCCCAUGUCCAAUUACGCCCUGCUGGCUGAGAACUCCUACAUCAAGAUGAUGAAGCAGGAUGCUGAUAAGGUGUGUGACAUCCAGGGGAACCUGCAGGACGGUAGCCAGGUGGUGGUCUCUAUCAUCUUUGAGAAUAAGUGCGACAGCUUUAUCAAGUCAAUGGAGUUCAAUGUGCUGGACUCUCUCAACUCCAAGCUGCAGCGGCCUGAUGGAGCUGGCCCACAUGACGGCCUCAACGUGCCCUUCCAACUACCCCCCGGGAUCUCAAACGAGGCACGCUUCAUCUUCUCAGUGCAGAGCAUCGUGAUGCCCCAGAAACUGAAGGGAACCCUCACAUUCAUAGUCAAGACUGAUGAUUCCUCCACUCAUGAGAAACUGGACUUUAAACUGCACUUUACCUGCACCUCAUACCUGAUCACCACUCCCUGCUACAGUGAUGCUUAUUCUAAGCUGUUGGAGUCAGGGGACCUGAAGGGGAGCUCUCUGAAGCUGGAGGGAGUUAAUCAGCCCUUCCACCAUCUACUGGCCAGGAUCUGCUUCCACCACCACUUCUCUGUUGUGGAGAGGAUCGAUUCCUGUGCCUCUAUGUACAGCAGGUCAGUCCAGGGUCACCACGUGUGUCUGCUCGUCAAAACUGCUGAUCAGACCGUGUCCAUCGACGCUAAAUGUGACGAGCCGGGCCUGCUUGGGAAUGUGCUGGAUGAGAUCAAGCUCACCUUCUCUCAGUGCUGAUUGUGUCUGACAGCCACUUGGUGCCCCCCUACCCCCUGUUCAACCCCUCGCUCGCUGAAACACACACUUGUAUAAUCCCAUUACAAACACUGCGGCUGGCACUCCUAGUUUCACCCUAUUUAUUAAUCGUCAGAUUCACAACUCUCCUUCUUUCACUUCCCCACUCCCCCAUUCACUGAUUUUCUCUAUGCACACUCCCUCAGUGCACUUAUAGUUCCACUUCCUCGUUUCAAAUCUCUUUUCCUCUUCCAGCCUCUCCACUGUCAGAAUGCUGGUUUCCCCUGCUCCCCCCUCCCUCCCUCUGACUGAACUUGUACCAAUUCUCUCUCUCACUCUCACUCACUCAUCUGCAUUACAGUCUGUGACGGUCAUGUAAUGUAAUCUGACAAC
Messenger RNA from Coregonus clupeaformis (lake whitefish), 4406 nucleotides. RefSeq names its product AP-3 complex subunit delta-1. The record is from RefSeq and is a predicted model, not a curated record. Gene Ontology annotation, biological process: synaptic vesicle budding from endosome; synaptic vesicle membrane organization; neurotransmitter receptor transport, postsynaptic endosome to lysosome. Lineage: Eukaryota; Metazoa; Chordata; Actinopteri; Salmoniformes; Salmonidae. The transcript is spliced from 35 exons. Gene Ontology annotation, cellular component: presynaptic endosome; endosome membrane; AP-3 adaptor complex. Bases 216 to 4016 code for a protein of 1266 amino acids.